Molecule: messenger RNA, 4833 nt
Organism: Serpula lacrymans var. lacrymans S7.9
Lineage: Eukaryota; Fungi; Basidiomycota; Agaricomycetes; Boletales; Serpulaceae
Exons: 7
Coding region: 1-4833 (1610 amino acids)
Biological process (GO): regulation of transcription by RNA polymerase II
Cellular component (GO): mediator complex
Molecular function (GO): transcription coregulator activity
Source: RefSeq, a predicted model, not a curated record
AUGUCCCAUCUCCCACCCCAUGUAUCUCUUUCAGAACAGGUUCUCUCCUCAGUCGUCUCCCUCCCUGACAAUCCAGUCAUAGCCUAUACCACUUUCACAACACAAAGCACCACCAUUCGACCUUACGAAGCCUUGGAACUCGCUCGCAGGCUGCUUGUCAAUCGAAAUAAAGGCCUACCGCUCUUAGAUUCCCUCUUGCCGUGCGUAAAUGUCUCUCAGGACUUAUCUGCACUCCAGGUCUUCGCCAUCACCUCGCGGGACCACGUAUCCGCCAAACUCGCUGCCAUUAAGGACAUCUCCUUUGACGGGCUGACUGUUUCAGGAGAAUCCUCAUUUACACCCCACGACCUGUAUCCGUGUUCGCUCGCCUGCUCAGAUGACCAAUCACCUUGCCCAUCCUGUCUGAAACGUGACCCCUCUUCACUCUCGCAGUCAACUUUGUCAUCUCCCGCUUGUCUCCUUCCCCGCAAGCCAUUAAGAAGCGCCUACUAUCACUUCCUGGAUGCCGUACGUAAGCGUCUUAUUGAUGAUAUCUCCGAGGCGUCCAGGAAAACCCCGCACGGCCGUUGUGCAAGAGGAUUUCAAGAUGGUUUUCUGCUGAGUCCACCACGCUCGUACUUCGACUGGGGCGUGGAUUGGCAACAUCAUGUUAACACCAGACCUUUCAUACACUGCCAUCUUGAGAUUCACCUCGCAACAUCUCGCCUCGAGAUCCACCCUAUUAUCCGACCCACUCACUUCUCACCCCUUUCCGUCCACCUACCACUUGCUCCGGGAACUCCCAUCGCAUUAAUGCCAUAUUCUACUCCAGCUUUUUUUCUCGCGACCUACACUGGGCCUACAUCAGCUCUAUCUGCACAGUUUGAACAAUCCUUAGCAGGUCUUGGUGCCGGAGAUUGGAAAACCAUGACAUCCCCUUACUCACAUUCUGUAAGUAAUGGUAAGCAUCGAAGUGCCGACCCUUCUGCACGUAAGUAUCCGAUGUAUAUCAUCGCUUGGCUAGCGGUGGAGAACAAACAAGGCGAAGACAAAGGCAUGAAUAUCAUCUGGCCUACAGAAUUGUGCCUUUCUUAUUUGCCAUCAUCCAAAUCUGCUCAUGCACGACAGACGCUCGCGUACAUCCCGGACUUACCUCCCCCACUUCAACCUUCCCCUCCGCCCCCACCGCCACCCGCUAUUUCGAUCAGUUCGCCUGUGUCUGCAGGAGGGGAUGGUGGCCCAACUUCACCUAUCGAACUGAACAGCCAUCGCAUUUCUCGGCCGGUUAUCAGCCGAAUAUGUACUUCUCCCACAGGCGAAUAUCUCCGAGCUUUUCGUUCGCUCACGGUCUCGAAGUCGAAGGGUUUGGAUGAGAUAGCGACAGAAGUAGGAGGUUAUGUUGAGGUAGUGGCGAAAGAACGAGAGAAGGAACGGGAGCGAAUACGGCGAGAACGAGAAAACGCACACUUUUCUGCUUCACCUAGAGCAGUUGUUACUCCACCAACUGCUCUGCCUUCGAGUAUCACACCUGGAGUAUCUAUGCUGGCCACAACAUCCGUUGAUAUAGUCGCAACGCCUCAGCAUUCACAACCUCCUGCAUCUGCCCAAACUUCACCCACUACAGUUGCUUCGAAUCAAGACUCGCAGCCCGUAUCCAUUCCUCACCAGCAAUUUUAUCCUUCGCCCCCUCAAACAAACCUACCAAGUGGUGCUCAUUCUACAGGUCAAGACUCUCUCAUGUCCUCCGUGGAGCCGACAUCUGCACUUCCCACCACCGCAGCGAGUGAACCAGAACCAGUCGUUAAUGACCCAAUCCCUCAGCCCGAAAACAUAUCGUCUUCUUCCUCGUACGAUCCUUUCAACAUGGAGCCUUCUUGGGCACAAUCCAACGAUGACUUUAUGAGCAUAGGCAUGGAUUAUAACAUGUCGUUUGGUAUCAGUAUGGACCCUAUAGGUGGCGGCGGAGCCGGUGGUGGAGGUGCUGCUGAUCGUCUGGAUAUGGAUUUUGAAGAUGGAUUCACUUUUACAGAUGACGAUUUCAGUUUCUUUGAUCGCCCAUCGGCAAGUACUCGGCUGCCUGCCGUCGCUGACUCUACAUUGGAAAACACGACCAUAAAUACGGGCUUGACCCCUGCCGCGGGCCCUGCUCCAUUAGGUCUCUCCCCGCCAACCUACGGGGAUGGGAUACAUUUCUCAGGCUCAGGCUCAGGCCCUGGACCACCACCCACCCCUGGGCAGCUUCAUUUUCCACCAUGGAAUCCCGGUGCUUUGGCCGAAGGCUAUUCCCCUCGAUUCAUUGACCAUCCUCAUGCGCAUGAUGUGAUACCCCCAGCACCAGAUUUGCUGCCUCCCUCUCCUGGGAAGACCCCCUCGUCUCAUUCGGCGCCUGUGACCCCAAAUGUGCAUGUCUAUGGUUCUGAUGCCUACAGACCAACUUCGUCGAAUUCGAAUAUUUUCGAUCCCAUUCCGUUUGCGAAUAGUCACAGGAUAGCUGAUGGGAAAUAUACGUUUGGUAAAUUUGCGUUACCUAGUCCGCCUGAUGAAGAAGAUAGAACGGAACCUAUACCACUAUCAUCUUCCCCGCUACAUCUUCAGGGUUGGAAGCUCAGGUAUAACGCAGUCACAGACCCCCGAAUUGGUGUUGUGCGCAAGUUGAUCGGCGUCAAGAGGAAAAGUUUUGAUCAGGGUUCUCGAGAUCACAAGUCGUUUUCGUCUUGGAAGCGCGAACACGAAGAUUGGGUCAGUAGCAACGUUGUUGACGACGUUGAAGAGAACAAGUCUGAUGCAGAAUCGGAAGACGAUGAUGUUGAAAUUGACGACCUGCCAGUGGCUUCCAGAACCUCCACCCCACCUCCAGCCUAUCUACCUAUGGGUCCUACUUUAUUGCAUACAUAUUUUCAUCACUCUCUCUUGUUACCACUGAGCAAUCCCCUCAGACCCCCAGGUGCAGCAGUCGCUCCGACCAAUAUCCCCACUGUAGCUCCAACGUCUGUUCCCACACCUGUCUCUCCCGCUGCAGCGUUGGGGACGGCUUCUGAAAAGUCUAAAUUUCUGGAGGCGGCUGGAUAUAUGGUGGCUAGUGAGAUGGUGGAGAAUAGUGUAUGGGCCGAUGCUUGGCGGUCAAACUUUCUUUCUGCCUCUGUUAGACCGACAUCAGAAAUAUGGAAAUCAGACGUUAGUACCUUGGUUCAACUGGUGAAAGACGUUCCGGACAUGGAGGGCCCUCUUGAUCUACAGACCCUGUUUCAACUUAAAACAGAACAUACUUCCCAAUUGGAAGAGACAGUGCUCCAGAAAUUGGAACCGCCCAUGUUUUCGAUUUGUAAAUCCGAUUCAGUGAUCCAAGUUCUUCCAUCUGCAAUACGUUUCUGGGAGAAAUUAGGAUUAGGACCACUUGGAGGGAAGAAGGACAUAAUUGCUUUUGUGUUGUUCGACGAGGAAGGGCCAGAGAAACAGAACCAAGCAGAGGGGUGGCUCAAUAGCAUAUCUGUCAUGUAUACGGCGAAACAACUAGGCACUCACGUACCUGGAAGCUGCACUGGCUGCCCAAAAGAUGGGAUUAUGCCUUUACGGUUCGACUCGUUUCGCAAGUCUCUUGCCUCUUUCGUCGCUAGUUUACCGACCUCUCAGUCAAGUCUGGUGUUCUACAUCGUCACUCCAGAUACAGCCAUGUCGCUGGCCUCGCCACUCCUUCGACAAGUUUUUUCCGCUGUAAAGCGAGCACAGAAAACAUACUCGGAAGCUCAGAUUCUUUUUCAAUUCGUACCCGAGCGGCUCAUAAGGUCUGUGGGUAGUUCUACCAAUCAAGACAUGGAUAUCGAAGCGCUGUGCUACUCCGUCUACCGCCGCGUUCCACAACCCGUCGAUAGGUACAUGUCACGACGAUUUUCUGAGAACGGAGAGAGAAUUCGAAAUUAUUUCCAAGAGCAGCCUUUCACUCUCGCCCGACCGUUAUGUAAUCGAGUCAGCUUCACUUUACAGAGCCCGGCACGCACGCUCGACGUAGUGGACCGUCAUACUCUUCUGCAUAUCGGUUAUCAGACGUCGGCGUGUGGGAAAUGGCUGAUUGCUGCUUGUGUCGAUCAAAGGGGUGAAGCGCACGAUCUUGGAGUCUGGUUAAUCCAGGGCGAUUGGGAAGCAUUUGUGGUGGAGCAAGUGUGGAAAUUCGCGGUGCAAUUUGCUCGGAAGGCAAAUAUUGAAUGGCGUCUGAUUUUUACUAAAUUAGGCUCCAUGAGUGAGAACGAGUUAAAUGCUUGGUCAAGUCAUUUAGCUACAGUGGUCCCAGCAUGUAGCGAAUUACCUCCUUUCUAUGUCUCCCUAUUUUCCGUCGACCAAGGCAUGCCAUGGACCUUCAUAUCGCCCAAGAGUAGCGUGAACCCCAGUACGCCGAAGCGAUCACCCGGAAAGGAUUGUACGAAACACAUAUAUCUGGACGUCUCUGCGACUACCUACGCGCUAUUUAGUCCGUCACCGAUGCCUUUGAUGUCACCCCUCUCUUCUGCUACACGAGAUGGUGCCGAUGUGUCGACUAUCCCAGAUAACGAGGAGAUGCCUCCACGCGACACGUUAGGUGUAAUGCCACUAUCGACCACCAUGCUCAUACGCGCACCAGCGGCCUCGGGGCACACGGCGAUUACUAUGAUCCAUAUACAUCUGCUUCACUCCAUGAAAUCACCCAACUCAUCGCUGAGUACAUCGGACCAUGAAACACAUAAGGACGUCACUCGUAACUUUCAUGAGCUGGCUGUACUCUCAGAGUCCACUCACAGGCUUCGUGCAAACCCUAUUUUACCGUUUCAUCUUGCUGCUCUGGAAACCAUGCAUGGUGCACUGACGCAAGGAGACGUGGAGUAA